GUGUCAAGCCUUGACUCUCAAAUUAUGUCUUUACUCCGGCCACAAAACAUCUUCAGUCAUCUUUGAUGGCGCAUGGAAAGGCGCUUGCCUUGGAGGGAGAACAAACGUGACUGAAUGCACACGGACGGUACUGAGACAGCGGAAAUCCUAUCACAGCUAACAGGGCGCCUGGCAAUCAAGAGACAGAACGAGGCUAAUUGGCCCUCACAACCCGGUAUUAUCUCUGUAGCCACGGACGCCCACUGCCGAAAGCCGGUAGUACACGGUGAGAGCGCCAUCUGUGCGCUUUAUUUUCUCAUAGAGAGCCCGAGCCAGUGGAGACGAGGGGGAGAGAAAGAGGGGGGGAGAGGGGAGUUUGAAUCUAUCAGCCCGCACAAUCUAUUCACCACCUCCGCUGGCAAACGAUGCGCGGUGACUUCUCGGUUCAUAUUUGACGGUUUCACUCCCGCUCAAGAGGACGCACGGGACUCAGAUGGCUGUUUGUUUGCUCCUAAAAUUACAGGCUCACUCACUCCAAUGGUGAGUUUCUUGGCAUAGCUGAAAGCAGAGCGCGCGAUGGCUGAGCCGCAGGCUUCCGAAUCCGUGGCGGGACCCUUGCAAGAGCUCGCCUCCGAAGCGACCACUCCGACCUGGGACUCUGCGGAGAUUGCAGCGGCAGCGUCGGCGCUUAGCAUCAGCGAUACCCACGCCGCGGGCACGCGAACUUACCUGGACGUGUCGGCGGCUGCCUUCGCCGGUGGGUACCCAGUGUACAGGGCCGAGGGAGUGUACUCGAACGGACGGUACAGGGAGCACAUCAGCCCGCGGAUCGGCACCCGAAUUCGCGACAGUUCUGCGGAGAGGUGUCCAGGCACCGGGAAUCCACCUUGCGGUAUUAUGAAGGAUGGCUCAAAGCAGAGGCAGUCAAGAAAGAAGACCGUUUCCUUCAGCUCCAUGCCAAGUGACCGUAAGAUGAACAGCACAGCCGCCUGCAUGGCCUUCAUGAUGGAAGGCUGUGAGAUGAAGAAAGUCCGCUCCAAUUCUCGCAUGUACAAUCGUUACUUCCUGUUGGACCCUGACAUGCACUGGCUCCGCUGGGAGCCAUCCAAGAAAGACUCAGAAAAGGCCAAGCUUGAGAUCAAGAGCAUCAAAGAGGUUCGAUUGGGCAAGAAAACACCUGUCCUGCGCAACAACGGACUCUCUGAUCAGUUCCCAGAUGAGUGUGCUUUCUCAAUUAUAUAUGGAGACAAUUAUGAGUCCCUGGAUCUAGUUGCAAGCACAGCAGAUGUAGUUAGCACCUGGGUGAUGGGACUGCGGUACCUGGUCUCCUAUGGGCGGCACAUGGUGGGUGUAGUUGAGGCCAGUCAGCCCAGUCUAAGAACGUCCUGGAUUGGCUCAGUGUUUGAGCUAGCUGAUCUAGAGAGGCAAGGAUACAUUGACCUGUUUCGGGCCACCCAAAUCAUCAAGGGCCUCAAUCCCGGUAUGAGGGAGCCUCGGAUUGAACUGAAAUUCAAAGAGCUACAGAAAGCCAAGGACUGCUAUGGCGAAGGCAUUGAUUUAGACACGUUUGUAGAGGCCUAUUGUGAACUAUGCACACGCCCUGAGAUCUUUUUCUUGCUGGUACAAUUCUCCAGCAACAAGGAGUACCUGGACUCCAAGGACUUGAUGCUAUUUGUAGAGGUGGAGCAGGGAGUGGAGGGAGUCACAGAAGAAAUGUGUCGGGAGAUUGUACAUAAGUAUGAACCCUCUGCUGAAGGACGCAACAAUGGCUACUUAUCCAUAGAUGGCUUCACACACUACCUCCUGUCAUCCGAGUGCCACAUUUUUGACCCGCAGCACAAGCGUGUUUGUCAGGACAUGACACAGCCCCUUUCACACUACUACAUCAACUCUUCCCAUAAUGCCUCACUUUUGGAGGAUCACUAUUGGGGCUCGUCAGAUCUCAGCAGCUAUGUCCGGGCGCUACGCAUGGGCUGUCGAAGCUUAGAGGUUGUGGUUUGGGACGGCCCUGAUUGCGAGCCUGUGGUAUAUGUUGGGAGUUCCGUUGCCUCCCAGCUGGCCUUCUGUAAAGUUCUGGAUGUCAUUAACCAGUAUGCCUUUGAGAGCUCAGAAUAUCCGAUGAUCCUCUGCCUUGUCACACACUGCAGCGUCCCCCAGCAGAGGGUUAUGGCUCAACACAUGAAGAAGAUUCUUGGGGACAAACUGCAUUUUGAGCCUCCUAAUGCAGAGGAUCACUACUUGCCCUCCCCUGAGAAACUCAAGGGAAAGAUACUCAUCAAAGGGAAGAGGCUGCCUCCAGACUUGCAAGACUCUGAAGGGGAAGUAACAGAUGAAGAAGGGUCCGAGAUGUCUAGAAGAAUGUUAGGUGGAGAUGAUAAAGACCAGCUCAAUGGGAUCGGCUGCAAACGGUUGCGGCUCUGUAGAGAACUGUCAGAUCUAGUCACCCUCUGCAAGUCUGUACAGUUCCGAGACUUUGAAAUGUCGAAACGGGAACAGAAGUAUUGGGAGAUUUGCUCCUUUAACGAGGUUGAUGCCAACCGCUUUGCCAAUGAGUUUCCCGAGGACUUUGUCUCCUAUAACAAGCGAUUCCUCUCACGAGUGUACCCUACACCCAUGCGCAUUGAUGCUAGCAACAUGAACCCACAGGAUUUCUGGAAGUGUGGUUGCCAAAUUGUGGCCAUGAAUUACCAGACUCCUGGACUGAUGAUGGAUUUGAACCUUGGCUGGUUUAGGCAAAAUGGCAACUGUGGCUAUGUCCUGCGUCCCGCCAUAAUGCGCGAGGAGGUGUCAUAUUUCAGUGCCAAUGCUCGUGACUCACUUCCUGGAGUGUCAGCACAGCUUCUGCACAUCAAGAUAAUUAGUGGUCAAAACUUACCAAAGCCUCGGGGCUCAGCUGCUAAAGGCGAUGUUGUUGAGCCGUACAUUUAUGUGGAGAUCCAUGGAAUUCCAGCAGAUUGCGCAGAACAACGAACCAAGACUGUCUCGCAAAAUGGUGACAAUCCCAUUUUUGAUGAAAGUUUUGAAUUCCAGAUUAAUCUUCCUGAAUUGGCUGCUUUGCGAUUUGUUGUCCUCGAUGAUGACUACAUUGGCGAUGAAUUUAUUGGGCAGUACACCAUUCCUUUUGAGUGCCUGCUUCCUGGCUACCGGCAUGUACCAUUGCAAUCACUUAUAGGGGAGUUCUUGCCCAAUACCACGCUGUUUGUUCACGUUGCCAUUACAAAUAGGCGAGGUGGGGGCAAGGCCCAUAAGAGGGGUCUUUCUGUGAGAAAGGGCCGCAAAGCAAGGGAAUACACCUCCACCAAGACCACAGGGAUCAAAGUGGUAGAUGAGCUCUUUAGGGCAUCAACACAGCCACUACGGGAAGCAACAGACCUACGGGAAAAUGUACAGAAUGCCAUGGUGUCGUUCAAGGAGCUCUGCGGGCUGACUCCAGCAGCUAAUAUGAAGCAGUGUAUCCUGACUGUGUCCUCCUGGAUGAUAAACAGCGAGCGGGCGCUGCGGGUGACAGUGGAUCUGAGCGGGGCCUACCCCACCAUGGAAGCCCAGGGCCCCAUUCCAGAGCUACUACGCAAAGUGCUCACUGCUUAUGACACGAUGAUCCAGACGAGUCGCACGCUGAUCGAAUCAGCCGACGUCGUAUACUCUAAACUCACACAAGCACAGCGAGCAGUGACACCUCAGAUUCCACCCCACACAACAACAUGUCACAUCCAAUCAUCCAAUCAGGAGGCAGCCUAUUCUGAGAGGAUCAUCAUAUAUCACUGCCAUUGCCAUAGCAACCACAUUAAGUGUAACUGAGUGACUUUAUCUGUCAUUAAACACUCUCAUCUGUAUCAAACUUCAAAGGCACAGAAACACAGAAAAAUGUACCAGCCUUCUCAUUAAACAAUGGCUCAGAGCAAUACAAAUGAUGCCUUGCCCAGCAAAUCUUUUGUUAUUUGCAACCUUAUUUCUCUUUUGUCCUUGUUAGGGAUGUCAAAAGUAGCAAUAGUUUGUUACCGAGUCGAUACUGAAAUAAAAUAAAAAGUAACGAUUCCAGUCUUUUUAUAGUAUCGCAAUACCGAGGACUGACUCAAUUCAGUACCCGAGCGCUGUCUCGCUGCUUUUGAACUCUCACAUGUGUAUGUGCAUGCAGCAAAUGCACAUCUUGGUCACAAUUCAUGUCCUGAUUAGAUAUCCACAUUAACACAUUCGGUAAUGCUUUUGGUGAAUGUAAACAGGUUUUGUGUCAAAAUAUGGGAUUAUUACACCUUGCAGUGUAAAUGUAUCCUAGAUUUUAAGCGUAACUGAACUGCCGCUGUCUAUUAUGUUGUUACUGUUUAUCAAACAACAAUAUUGUCAAGAAAAAGAGAAAACCACUUGCUUCUCUUGAUUGAAUACCUUUAUUAGCUUUAAUAAGCUCUCUACAAUCGAACAUGAACGCAAAUAUAGGCCUAAAGUUAAAAAACAGUGACUAAUUUUAUCUAGAUACUGUAUGUACAGUUUGUCAGGACAUACUUGAAGGCUACAUACCAUAGUUUUAAUUAAAAAUUAUUAUUAUUAUUAUUAUUAUUUAUUAAAGAAGUAUGUUCACAGAGUUUUUUUCUGUGACAUCAAAAUUGUUAUAGAGAAUUGUAAAAAUUCACUGGUUUUUGGUAUGGACCAGGAUCAAAAAUAUACUUUUUACUAACGUCAAUAUUUGCCCCUGGAUUUUAUUUUCAAGGCCAUUUUUUAAAGUUGUUACCUUUAAAAUUAAAUCAGCAUCAACUCGUGUUCAACUAGAAUUUUGUUUGAUAAUUUAUUUUUUAAAUAAGCCUAGAAUAAUAUAUCAUACAGACACAAAUAAAACAAGCGUGAGCUCUUGAAAAUUAAGUUACUGUGUCGACAUUUUUGCAAAACAAAAUGAUGUGCUUCAUUUCAGUUUACUAGUGAGAUUUCCAGUGGGGGCCCCAAAAGCGAGUGAAAUGGUGUCGUAAUCAGACGAGGUUUCAAAGGUGAAUUUUAGACAGAGGUUUUAAUGAGUAUAACGUACCUCCAUAACCAAAAAACUUAAAUCUAAACCUAACUAAUAUUGUUCUAAAGGCAAAUGAGAAGUGAACAAAACAGACAUCCUCACCCUAAACCAACACCUAAACCUAACUGAUAGUGUCCUAAGAAAUGCAAUAUGAAAAGCACAUUUUCUUCUGUGACACUUUUGCCUCACGUGUCAACUUGGACAGGUGAAUUACAAUGGAAGCUACUCACAUUGGAAUAAGUGUGUAAAUGUUGGUGGGUCUGUAAUACAAGCAUUAAAAUGUUUUGUUUUUCAAAUGAUGCGUUAGAGCAAAAGCAAGCAGAUAUCAUAACAUAGCAGUGUGUGAGUGUGAAAAAUAAGUGUUUAUAAAGUAAUAAUCAGCCACUGAAGUCAUGUUUUGUGUGAUAGUGAAUAAAAUGAACAGUUGUUGUAGCCCCUCUAGUGUUGAUUUCAACAGGAAACUGUGACGAAAAGUAGAACGAGGCAUGUCAAACUCAGUUAGCAAAAAUAUAAUCAAAGUAUGUUCAUUCUAUGAGACUCGGUUGCACAAAACAGAAGAAUUCAUUACAAAGGCAUUUUUUGCCUCCACAUUUUGAAUUUUGGGAGCAUUUUUGUCAAUUUCAUUGGCAUUUUUACCCUGAACCCCUGUCCAUUUAUGACCCUGGUAUUGACUACUGAAAUGCUGGUAUUGUGACAACCCCAGUCCUAAUCUUGUUUUCCAUUUUGUCCUCUCCUUUCCUCAUUCAUUUCACAAGCGCUUCCUCACUGCAUGCCUUUGAACACAAGUAGAUUCAAAUAAACAAAUUUGGAUAACGAUGUUGUUAGAAAACUGACAUAGUAAGCAAAUGAACUUGGAGUGAGUACAGCUGUCCUCUUUUGCAGAUGUGCACUUGUAGCCUCAGGGCCUGUACAAAAUCAUAUGAAUGCUGAGUAACUACAACCAGUUUGACAUAAAAAGAGUGUUUAUGACUAGCAAGCCUUGCAGUAGCAGUGUGUUUGCAUAAAUUUAGCUUUGGCUGUGGAGAUGAGAGGACCUGUGCUUGGAGUGAAUGCCAACUGUGCGAGGUGGACAAUGAGCAGGUGUUAGGGAGCAUUUUGACUCCUCCAGGCUUAGCGCCCAGAGAGGCAACAUCUGAACUUGCAGAAUUGAAGUGUUCUCAAACAUAAUUCACACCAACAGUUCUCUUACACACAUGCUCUGUCCACUUCAGCUGAAGUACAUACUGUACCUUGUGUUGCAUUGAUAUGAAGCAUGUCUGUGUCACAAGUGUAUGUUCAUGUCUGCGCAUUUGUUCAUCUGGAUGUUUUUAACCAGGCAGUGGACUGAAGAAACGAAGUGAGAAAGCAGGUCAGAAGAUGUAUGGGUGUAAUUAUAAUACCACUUUGCAGUCACUUCUUUGAACCUUUGAAUAUUUACGUAAUAAUUUGACCAAAAAUGAAAAUCAUUUAUUCACUGUAUGUUAUUCCAAACCUGUAUGGCUUUCUUCUGUGGAAUAUAAAAGAUGUUAGGCAGAAUGUUAGCCUCAGUCACCAUUCACUUCUAUUGUAUGGAAAAAAGAUGCAAUGAAAGUGAAUGGUGACUGGGGCUAACAUUCUGCCUUACAUCUUGUUUCUCGUCAGACGUUACAGUACUCACAUGGGUGAGUAAAUGAUGACAGAAUUUUCAGUUUUGGGUCAGAAGUUCAGAUUACACAUUACAUUUCUUUGUUUGGAUAUUUGUGCCACAAAUCACUAACAAAAAGGUACCAAAGAUUUUGGGCUAUGGUACCAUGGCAAUGCCAUGAUUUUUUGGGACAUGUUUCAUGGAAAUACCAUUUUGUUUUUAACAUUUAAAAUGGAAGUACCAUGGUAUUACCAUCUGAUAUUAUCCUUGUACUGCCACUGUACGUUUUGUAAGGGAAUGACUGCUAUUGCACUGAACAGUUGAUCGUUUGUAGCACUUUUAAAUAGUUUUAUUACAGAUUUUUGACGUAAAAAACGUAAAACAACUUUUUUAUUACCAGCUGUUAGAUUGGCUCACUUAGUGACACCAUCCAUCUGUCUGUCCAUCCAUACAUCCAUGUGCUCAGUUUUUUUAUUCUCCUCCCUACUGGGAAUGAUAUGGAGUGAGUCACGGCUGUGAUUUGGUUGCCCUGUGGCAGCUUGUCAGAAAAAGAGCAGCCUCUACCAAUAACAAUGCUCUUAUUUUCUUCUGUGAUAUCAUUGCCCAUAUCUUUUACAAAUAAAAAGCAAAUUCUUGAGGUUCACGUUACGCUGGUUAGUUGCAUAACGGAAUGUUGAUUGCUGGAAU
Molecule: messenger RNA, 7262 nt
Organism: Myxocyprinus asiaticus (Chinese sucker)
Lineage: Eukaryota; Metazoa; Chordata; Actinopteri; Cypriniformes; Catostomidae
Gene: plcl5
Product: phospholipase C like 5
Exons: 5
Coding region: 556-3777 (1073 amino acids)
Biological process (GO): intracellular signal transduction; lipid metabolic process
Molecular function (GO): phosphatidylinositol-4,5-bisphosphate phospholipase C activity
Source: RefSeq, a predicted model, not a curated record